Messenger RNA from Cordyceps militaris CM01, 1644 nucleotides. RefSeq lists its product as uncharacterized. The transcript has a single exon. The record is from RefSeq and is a predicted model, not a curated record. The coding region runs from base 1 to 1644 and encodes 547 amino acids. NCBI's taxonomy places the organism in Eukaryota, Fungi, Ascomycota, Sordariomycetes, Hypocreales, Cordycipitaceae.
AUGUCAUCGCCCACGUUGAAACCGGCGGCGCAACCCGCCCCUCGCCGUCAGGAUCAACCGCCAUGUUCACCCAAGUAUCCGCGACAUGGCGCUUCCUCCACCCCGGAUGCAAGUGCGCAGCAGACAAAUCACAGCCACACCCACGGCGCCCUGCCACUCUCCUUCCGACUCCCAUUUCAGACCAAGUCGACUUCGGCCAGCCUUGUGCCCUCCGUCGCCGAGGGUCGCCCCAUCCAGGUCGACGACAGCACCGCCGAGCAUCGCACCGAAGCCUUGCGUGAACUCAACAGCCACUACCCGAGCCGCCAUCGAUAUGCCAAAUCCACUGGCGCUGAGAAUACCACCUACUCGGAACCCGUCAUUGUUCGCAGCUACUACCGACCUCCACCCAACAGAGUGAAGCGCUUGCCCCACGGAACUGGCGGCGGCGGCAGCAGCAGCAGCAGUGCUGGCAUCAUAGUUGUUUGCAAUGGCCACAGCACCGCCGCCUCGGUCAACGGGUCCGUGGCUUCGCGAACCAGGACAUCCCCUCUGGCUGGCAAGGUCGCUUCGGCCAGCAGCGGCAUGCUCAGCAUCAUGGCUCGCGCGCGCGGCCUCCACCCACAAUUCGGCCAUCGCCCGCCUCCAGAGGACGCCAAGUUGCCACCGAUUGAAGCUUUCUCAUUCAAAAGCUUCCUCGAAAGCAUGAACGAGCAGGACAACACCGCCACCGGCAGUGAUAUCAAUGCAGACCUAGAUAGGAUAGCCGAGAUAUGCGCCCGGUCACGAUACUCGCUAAGCAACCAGUACGAAGUGCACUACGGACCGCACGGCUCCAGUCACGCAUUCAUGGCAGGGGGACGUUCUGGACCAGAAAGCCAGGGGCCGACGCUGCAAGCCGUCACCUCCGACGAUGAGACCAGCACAACAACAGAGCGACAACGGCGACUGGGCGGCCGCAGAAAUAGUCGCGCGAUGGGCACUCUUGAGACCAUCAUGUCUUCCAGUCGCUCGUCCGACGAUGAUCACUCCAAGAAGAAGUCGGCAGCCGAGCUCGCCGAUGACGUGCGCGGGCGGGCAUCGACCAAGACGUCUCACCACACCUCGCCCGCUGGCUCGACAGCCAGCGUGCGACAAGCACGCACGCCCCAAGACCCUUCCCAGCAACGACCUACCGUCCGGCGCACGCCUUCCUCGUCGCUUGCGCUCAUUGACACCGCCAGCAAGACGACAGCGGCCGCUCCAUCCGUGCCCACCACCGCUUACGCAGCAGCCUCCCACCUAGCGUCUAUUGUCUCUCUGGCUGGCGAUCCCGCGCUGCCGCAGUCCUGCACCAGCAACCUUCAAGUCUACACCGCCAGCUCCUCUGCCGCUGACGCAAUCUCGGCAGCAAAUAUGGUCUCGGGCGGCGGCCCGCACCCCACCCCGACGGACCGGGGCGUCAAACCACUGCUGUCCCGCCCCGCCGCCAACGGCGUCGCCGUCUCCUCGGUCGAUGGUGCCACCGCGACGGGCCUGCUCUCCGCGCUCGCGGGAUGGAUUCCGUGGAGUAGCAACAGCAGCAGCGGCGCCGCCCCGCCUCCGCCGCGACAGGAUCGCGCUACUGGCAGCCUGCGCAGCCUCCUGAACAUGGCAGAUGACGGUCCACAUCACGAGGAGCAGUGA